Oreochromis aureus is the source of this 2213-nucleotide messenger RNA. RefSeq lists its product as uncharacterized. The record is from RefSeq and is a predicted model, not a curated record. Lineage: Eukaryota; Metazoa; Chordata; Actinopteri; Cichliformes; Cichlidae. The coding region runs from base 1 to 1878 and encodes 625 amino acids. The transcript is spliced from 8 exons.
AUGGAAUUUAAAUUGGAGGAUUUCACUUUAGGCCCAACUGAAGAAAAGUUGGACAGAUGUAAAAAGGACGACCUCAUUCUUAUUGCCAAUUUCUUUGAUGUGACUGUGCCACUGAAUGCAAAGAAAAAGGAGCUUAAAGAGCUCCUGUGUAUUGAACUGCAUGAAAGGGGGUUGUUUGGUAAGCCAGGUCCUACAGAGGGAGUCGAGCUGGGAGCUGUUGCUGGUAUUCCUGCCCCACUGAAAAAUCUCCCUCCUCAACCUGGCCCUUCUGCGGAAGAGCUGCAGUUAACGCUGCGCAUAAAGGAGGUGGAGUUAAAAAAGCAGCAGUUGGAGGUGGAAGCUAUGCACUUAAGGGUGAGGGCUCUGGAGAUAGAGAGGGGAGCCUCUGUAUCUGCCAGUCCUCCUACACCUCGGUCAGCCCCGCAGUCACCAUCCCCGCAGCCAGCUUUGAUGUGCACUACACUGGCCAAAGAAUGUAUGGUCUCUUUACUUCAGUGCAACUUGGUGGGGAAAGCUCAAGAGGCAAAGUUUUCAGGUCCGUAUGUCGUUGAGCGCAAACUGAGUGAAACCGAUUACGUCGUGUUAACCCCUGACCGUAAGAAGAAAAGUCGCGUCUGUCACAUCAACAUGCUGAAGGAGUAUGUUGGCCGUGAACGCUCUGGUCUGUCGCCUGCUGUAUCACCUAUUGUGAAUCACAGAAACCCUAAACGUGCAUCUUGUGAAGAGGUUGCUAAGAUCAUUGUAAACAGAUACCCUCAAACAUUUGCAGAUUUUACUGAAAAGGGAGAAAGACUGGGUUGUGGACAUUAUUCACUACCAAGAAGCAUCAAAUCUAGAGUUGAACAUGUUAAUCAAGAUAAUACAACACACAGACUUCGUCAAACAAAGAGAACCAGGAAUGAGGAAGACUGCAGUCCCAACAGUAAUGCAACCCCACCUAAAAUAGUUAGAUGCCUUGUGGAUAGCUAUGGUUGUAUAAAUUGGCAGCCAGUUGAACUUCCUGAGAGGGAAACGCCAGCUUCUUUAGAGGAAAAGAAACACAUCAUGUUAAGAAUUUUUAAUUCAGAAGGACCUGGAGCUGUGGAGAGACCUGAUGUGGAUGACAUCAUGUGCCUCACAUAUAUUUCUCAGCGGCAGCUUAUCAACAGUUGUCCCUCACUUUCAGUAGCUGAAAUUCAGGAGCAGUGGCCAUUCUUGUUUACUCUGAAGGGUCUUUCGAACCACUUUUACAAACUCACAGGCAUCUAUAUCAGUGAGCGCUUAGGUCAGGCCCUCAUAACCAAAGGCAGAAGGAUUAUUAACUAUUUCUCCAGCCAGAAGCUCAAAUGGAACCUUGGUAUAAGGACACUCAUCCAGCAGAUAGAAAGUGAGGGAGUUUUGACCAACAACAAGGUUGGCACAGCAGCCAUACUUCUCAUGAUGAAGUAUUACAAGGAAGAUAAAGACUCCCUCUUUGUCUUAGCAGGGGAAACAUCUACCAGGAUGUCCCUUGAAGCAGAGAGCAACCUGCCAAGCACCCCAAGGUUGAUUAUGCUUGGACAAAGUUCAAUGACCGCCACCUGCUGGAUGGUGAGUGCAGAGGGACGUGUAAUUGUUGAGCUGGACAAAGAGAACACCUUUGCUGAUGCAAUGUCAGCCUUCUUUGGUUCAUUCUAUGUAUUGAACCUGGAAUACCAGGAGUCAGUGUGUGCAACACUGGAACUAAUUCAGAGGUUUGUUGUAAGGAUAAACCCUGAAGAGGGAACAAAAUGUACCUCCAAGGUUGGGACAAGCAGAAAGACUGGGACCACUGUGAAGCGAAAGGUUGUUCACAUUAACCCUCAUGUCACAACUUUCCUCCAGCGGCUUACUGAAUUUGAGUGGAGAACUUCAAAUUAGAUGAUCCAUGGCCCAUGCUUUCUGGACAUUUACACAAGACGAACAACAAUGAAGACAAGCUCUCUCGCCAUCUUGCAAGACGCUGUCUCUGUCCAAUAGGUUUAUUGAGUGCAACAGUUUUGAUUUUUUUUUCCUUCUUUUACCCGUUUGUUAAAAAUUAUUUCAGCUACUUACACUUUAAUUGUCACAUGUAUUGGCUCACCCUACAAAUCAAUGAACUCCACAAAGCAAGAUCAGGGUUCAGUGCAGGUCAGUCAAGUUCCUUCACAGCACACACGCUCAUCCAUGCCCUUGUGGACCCUGCUUUGUGCAUUGAUUUGGUGGUGUGAGCCAGU